AGAGAGAGAGAGAGAGAGAGAGAGAGAGAAUGCAAAAGCAUCUCUCUUUCUGGGAUCUCUGAUCAAUAUUAAUCUAGCAUGAAAGAAGACUCUAAUCAAUGAUAUAUUUCUUUUAUACAUUGGUUAUUCUUCCAUUUCAGGUUUAACAUAUAUAUACAUAUCUCAGACCACAGUGUUUUUUUUUCCCUUAUAAAUCCGUCACUUCUCCUUCAUCUUCUGCACAAAUAUUGUGAUGAGCCGCCUUCGAGCAUUUUCAUCUCCAGACCUGGCACCUCCUUCCACAAGUCAUGUCGAAAUCCCAGAAGAGUCUUCUUUAGAAGGAAUUGCAAGCAAUAUAAAGCUGUUGCUGAAACUAAUCCAAGAUCACAGUGAGGCAAGCACAAAGGAAAAUGAUGACCGGAAGGUGCAAAGGGUGGCCGGAAUGAUAAAGAUCAUCGAUGAUGCAAAAUCCCGGAUUGAAAAAUGUCAAUCUACUGGCAAGAAGAAGGAGCUCCGGCGAAGCAACACAGAUCUUAGGCCUAAUUUACCAAGGGACAGGAAGUCUCAGGAGCCGAUAUCCGAUGAGAAAGAAAGGCUGAGGAAAGAGCUCAACGCGAGCUUGGCGGCACGGAAGAGCCUGGAAAUCAUGUGUUCAAGUUUGGGAAAGGAGAAGGAGAUUAUGGCGUCGGAGCUUUCGAAAAAGGUUCAAGAAAUGUGUGGCAUGGAGGAGCUUAUCAGUGAUCUUAAAGCUCAAAACGAGAAGUUGUUGGGAAAAGUACAAACAUGUGUGGAAGAGCAUUUAGAGAAGAAGGGUGGUGGAAACAGGGGAGAGACUCAGAAGAAUGCAGGGCUCCAUGAGAGAAACAGAGCACUUUCAGAGCAACUGCUCAAGUCUCUUGAUGGGUAUCGAUCGUUGAAGAGGAAGUUCAAAGAUGUGAAAGAGGAAAACAUUGAAAUUCUUGCAACAAUGGAGGAAAUGGGGACGGAAGUCCAAGCUGGCCUUGACAGAGUACGUAGCUUCAGGCAACAGAUGGCCUCAAGGAAUGAAGAAGAAACAGUGGAUAUUGAAGAGAUUUCAGCACUGGAGCACAUGUUUGAAGGCUUUAACAUAAAGAUACUAAAGCAUGGGGAGCAAAAGAAGACCACUCCUCGUGUCAAACCCUAAUCUGAGAUCAAUGCCAGUGAGAUUUCUAUUCUUGCAUCACAAGAAAGGGGGAUCAUUGACUUAAAAAGUCAGACAUGCCUAAUCUGUAUGUUUGCUUUUUUUUUUCUUUUUUUUUUUUUUCC
Molecule: messenger RNA, 1266 nt
Organism: Corylus avellana
Lineage: Eukaryota; Viridiplantae; Streptophyta; Magnoliopsida; Fagales; Betulaceae
Product: myosin heavy chain-like protein
Source: RefSeq, a predicted model, not a curated record